GCCAUCCAUUCAUACCCCUUCGCUACCUCUCUUCUUCAUCUUCCAAAAAUUUCAACUUCUUUUUCAGAACCAUGAAAGUGGCGGUGAUCGGAGGAGGGAUUAGCGGGCUGGUCGCCGCCUAUGUUCUUGCCAAAGAAGGUGUAAACGUGGUGCUUUACGAGAAAGAAGACUACUUGGGAGGCCAUUCGAGGACCGUGAGCUUUGAUGGCGUUGAUUUGGACCUUGGUUUCAUGGUCUUCAAUCGUGUUACAUAUCCGAACAUGAUGGAGUUCUUUGAGAGUCUAGGAAUUGAAAUGGAGCCAUCCGAUAUGUCGUUCUCGGUGAGCCUCGAUGAAGGCAAAGGCUGCGAAUGGGGCAGCCGGAACGGUUUCUCGAGCUUGUUUGCUCAGAAAUCCAACCUCUUCAAUCCAUACUUUUGGCAAAUGGUUAGGGAAAUCAUCAAGUUCAAGAGUGAUGUUAUCAGCUAUCUUGAAUUGCUUGAAAACAACCCAGAUAUUGACCGCAACGAAACAUUGGGACAGUUCCUAGCAUCAAAGGGUUACUCUGAAGUUUUUCAGAAGGCUUAUUUGGUUCCUGUAUGCGGUUCGAUAUGGUCCUGCCCUACAGAGAGAGUUAUGGAUUUCUCAGCUUUCUCGAUCCUUUCGUUUUGCCGCAACCAUCAUCUUCUUCAGCUCUUCGGACGGCCACAGUGGAUGACUGUUCGUUGGCGUUCGCAUCGUUAUGUCAGUAAGGUUAGAGAAGAGCUGGAGAGCAGAGGCUGCCAAAUAAGAACUGGUUGUGAGGUGCAAUCUGUUUUGAGUGACGAAGAAGGUUGCACUGUAGUCUGUGAAGACGAGUCUCGAGAAUCAUAUCAAGGUUGCAUAAUGGCUGUUCAUGCACCGGAUGCUUUGAGAUUGUUAGGGGAUCAAGCAACAUAUGACGAAUCGACAGUGCUUGGUGCUUUUCAAUAUGUCUACAGUGAUAUUUAUCUUCAUCGUGACAAAAAUUUAAUGCCGAAAAAUCCAGCAGCAUGGAGCGCUUGGAAUUUUCUCGGAAGUACCGACAAGAACGUAUGUUUGACAUACUGGCUUAAUGUGCUUCAGAAUCUAGGGGAAACAGGCCUACCCUUUUUGGUAACUCUUAAUCCGAAUUAUACGCCGCAACACACCUUGCUUAAGUGGACGACUGGUCAUCCGGUACCAUCAGUGGCUGCAACAAAAGCUUCGCUUGAGCUUGAUCGGAUUCAAGGGAAGAGAGGAAUUUGGUUCUGUGGAGCAUACCAGGGCUAUGGCUUUCAUGAAGAUGGAUUAAAGGCUGGGAUGACUGCUGCAAAUAAUUUGCUGGGAGAAAGUUGUAAUAUUCUGAGCAAUCCAAAGCAUAUGGUGCCCUCUCUGAUGGAAACUGGAGCACGUCUUUUCGUUACUCGAUUCCUCAGUCAUUUUAUCUCCACCGGCUCCGUGACUUUAUUGGAGGAAGGGGGCACUAUGUUUACCUUUGAAGGAACUAGCAAAAAGUGUUCUCUGAAAACUGUCAUUAAAGUUCACAGUCCACAUUUUUAUUGGAAGGUUAUGACAGAGGCAGAUUUAGGCCUUGCAGACUCAUAUAUCAAUGGGGAUUUUUCUUUUGUUGAUAAAAAAGAUGGCCUUUUAAACCUUGUAAUGAUUCUUAUCAGCAACAGAGAUUCGAUUGCUUCCAAUUCGAAACUGAAUAAGAAAAGGGGCUGGUGGACACCAUUGUUACUUACAGCCAGUUUGACAUCUGCAAAGUAUUUCUUCAAGCAUGUCUCAAGGCAAAAUACUCUUACACAAGCUCGUAGGAACAUUUCUCGCCAUUACGAUCUGAGUAAUGAUCUAUUUGAACUAUUCUUGGAUGAAACUAUGACAUACUCCUGUGCUGUAUUUAAGACAGAAGAUGAGGAUUUGAAAGAUGCACAACAGAGAAAAAUAUCACUUAUUAUAGAAAAAGCAAGAAUUGAUAGCAAGCAUGAAAUUCUUGAGAUUGGAUGUGGUUGGGGAAGCUUAGCUAUCGAAGUCGUCAAACGAACCGGAUGCAAAUAUACCGGCAUUACUUUAUCCGAGGAGCAACUCAAAUAUGCAGAAAUGAGAGUGAAGGAAGCUGGACUUCAGGAAAAUAUAAGAUUUCAACUCUGCGAUUAUCGACAACUACCUAGCACCUACAAGUAUGACAGAAUAAUCUCUUGUGAAAUGAUAGAAGCUGUUGGCCAUGAAUACAUGGAGCAAUUCUUUGGUUGCUGUGAAUCAGUAUUAGCAGAAGAUGGACUUCUUGUUUUACAGUUCAUAUCAAUACCGGAAGAACGAUACGAUGAGUACAGACGAAGUUCGGACUUUAUCAAGGAAUACAUCUUCCCUGGUGGGUGCCUACCAUCUUUGACUAGGAUAACGACAGCCAUGGAUGCUGCAUCCGGACUCUGUGUGGAGCAUGUGGAGAACAUAGGGCUUCAUUACUACCAAACCCUUAGAUGCUGGAGACAGAACUUCUUGGAGAAGCAGAGCAAAAUCCUUAGCUUGGGAUUCGACGAGAAGUUCAUUAGGACAUGGGAAUACUAUUUUGAUUAUUGUGCUGCUGGAUUCAAGACUAAUACUCUUGGGAAUUACCAGAUUGUGUUUUCUCGGCCUGGAAAUGUAGCUGCACUUGGCAAUCCAUACAAAGGAUUCCCCUCAGCAUCUUAAUUUUUGUCCUAUUAUUGAAUAAAUUAAAAU
Hibiscus syriacus is the source of this 2699-nucleotide messenger RNA. Its product is annotated as tuberculostearic acid methyltransferase UfaA1-like. The transcript has 25 exons. Lineage: Eukaryota; Viridiplantae; Streptophyta; Magnoliopsida; Malvales; Malvaceae. Gene Ontology annotation, molecular function: methyltransferase activity; oxidoreductase activity. Gene Ontology annotation, biological process: lipid biosynthetic process. Bases 72 to 2669 code for a protein of 865 amino acids. The record is from RefSeq and is a predicted model, not a curated record.